Westerdykella ornata is the source of this 414-nucleotide messenger RNA. RefSeq lists its product as uncharacterized. The record is from RefSeq and is a predicted model, not a curated record. The transcript is spliced from 2 exons. The annotation marks the transcript as partial. Lineage: Eukaryota; Fungi; Ascomycota; Dothideomycetes; Pleosporales; Sporormiaceae.
UCAAUUCUGCUCCUCCAGAGCAUUUUCUUCGUCUCUACGUCUUUUGCCGAAGAACUUCGUGCUGCAGACGUACCAAACGCCUGCACAACCAUUUGCCAACCGAUUGUUCAGUUGACAAACACCUGCGAUAUCGACCCCGACAAAUCUGAGGACAACGCCGCCGAGAAUUCCAAUGACAAUGACGGUGCAGAAUCGGAUGAGCCCAUUGAAGCCCAAUGCAUCUGCAGUAACAAGAGUUUCAACGUAGCUUCUAUCGCAGCGCUUUGCGCCAGCUGCAUACAACUUAAUGGAAAUCGGACCACGGACGAUGUGAACAAGAUCAUGUCUGCGUGCUCCUUCUCCAGCACAUCCUACGCUCCGUCUGCCACCGCUCUUGUUGCGCAAAUCACCGUAUCAGCAACGAAACCAACGGCC